Cokeromyces recurvatus is the source of this 573-nucleotide messenger RNA. Its product is annotated as ribosomal protein S7e. Gene Ontology annotation, cellular component: 90S preribosome; ribosome; small-subunit processome. Gene Ontology annotation, molecular function: structural constituent of ribosome. The transcript has 4 exons. Gene Ontology annotation, biological process: rRNA processing; ribosomal small subunit biogenesis; translation. The record is from RefSeq and is a predicted model, not a curated record. The coding region runs from base 1 to 573 and encodes 190 amino acids. Lineage: Eukaryota; Fungi; Mucoromycota; Mucoromycetes; Mucorales; Mucoraceae.
AUGGCUUCCCACAAGAUUCAAAAGGCUAAGGAUGCCUCUGCUGCUGAUGAGAUCGAGCUCUCUGUUGCUCAAGCUCUUGUUGACUUAGAAUCCAACAUUCCUGAACUUCGUCCUCUUGCCAUCUCUGGUGCUAAGGAGGUUGAACUUGGUGCUGGUAAGAAGGCACUUGUUAUCUUCGUCCCCGUUCCCAUGCUCGCUGGCUUCCGCAAGGUUCAACAAAAACUUACUCGUGAACUUGAAAAGAAGUUCUCUGAUCGUCAUGUUAUCAUUGUUGCUCAACGCCGUAUCUUGGCUGUCCCUAGUCGUCGUACUCAAAGCAAGCAACCCCGUCCCAGAUCUCGUACUUUGACUGCUGUUCACAACGCUAUCUUGGACGAUAUGGUCUUCCCUACUGAAAUUGUUGGUAAGAGACUCCGUCAAAAGGUUGAUGGUUCUAAGCAACUCAAGGUUUUCCUUGAUGCUAAGGACGCCACUUCUCUCGAGUACAAGCUCGAUACCUUCUCUGCUGUUUACAAGAAGCUCACUGGCAAGGCUGUUGUUUUCGAAUUCCCUGCUAAUGCUGAAGUCUUCUAA